ACACUAAACAGCGCUUUUAAGGACAAAAGUAGCAUGAUUCUUAUUAGUGAGCUUCAAAGCGCACAGAUCGCGUGCCAACCAAUGGAAAUCCGUCCCUGCUUAAUCUGAGCUGUAUCAUAGCGACCGUACAGCAGCUUCCAGUGAACAGAAAGGGCGAAGGCGUAACACUUCCAGAAUAGAGAAAUUGUGUGGACCGGAAACAGGGUGGAAUGUUCAGUCCGGGUGUGCGAGAGACGAUUCAAAGUCGAAAUGGUGCGAUUCGGGAAAAACGGCGAGUGUCUCGAAAAACGUGAGCUUUUGCACAGUUUCAAAAAAAUGAGCCUGGAAUCUAAUGGAAAGCCCGAUAGCAACUGUGAUGCCGCAUUCCAACACGUACAAGAGAACAUCGACCAGUUGGAAGAGCGCAAUGAAAUCAAAGAAACUGACUUGAUAUUUCUGCAAAGACUGAUGGAUAGUCCCGUCCGCAAUAAUCUGGCCCAGGUUCAAGUCAGUGUAGAAAGCAAGCCGCCCAUUCUACCGCCGCCCGAAACUCUUCGAAGUUUGGACCUGCAUAAGGAUAUUUAUAUUAGAUGCUCCCGAUCCUGGAAUAGGGACGCGCGAGAGUUGGCCGAUAUCUUAAACCAGCCCCAUAUAAAGAGGAAGACUUGAAGCGAACACUCGAGGACAGUGCAAGCAUGCAAAGAACUUACGACAAAUACAUCGAUCAAGUCAUCACAAACAACGACUUCGAUAUGACGUUCCGGCAGAUUAUCGAAGCCCUGGAAGCCCUGACUACCGAACAUCAAUGGGUCCCCGUCAAUUGGAUCUAUUGAGCCCUUAGCCGGCAACUCACUUUAGAUUUAAGUAAAUUCAAGCGCCUAUAAAUCACCGAAGUUAAUUUAAGGAUUUUGAGAAGUCGCGACGAGUAGAUAAGGUUGAGACUGUUCCAUUAGUUAAUCAGCCGCUAGUUAGCUUAGCUCAAUAUAGUCAGUACAAAUUAGUCGCAUCGAAACUAUGAACUAUUGAAAACCCAUUUGAUACUAUCCAAGCCUUAUAGAGAGGGAUUGAUGAAUAGUUUACUCUUUUCAGUGUCCUGAAAUGCCUGCACUAUUAUUGAUUGAUUUUGAAAAAAUUAAAAAUAGGCGUUUUUUGAUAGAAAAUCAGGAAAAGCCAUCCAGUUACAUUUUACUAAGUAUUUAAAAUACUGAAAACCACCGAAAUAUUUUGCAAAAACCACUAGGUAUAAACAUGCAGACAGGUUCCACCCUGUAUAUAUCAACGAUAUGAUUUGCGACAGAUUUCACAUUACAUGUUAAGAAAUUAUUUAUUUAUAUUCUCUACUCAGUUACUGCAAAAUGGAAAUAAAUAAGCCAUUAUAUUAUAUAA
Dendroctonus ponderosae (mountain pine beetle) is the source of this 1365-nucleotide messenger RNA. RefSeq names its product protein PALS2-like. Lineage: Eukaryota; Metazoa; Arthropoda; Insecta; Coleoptera; Curculionidae. Gene Ontology annotation, molecular function: protein binding. The record is from RefSeq and is a predicted model, not a curated record. Gene Ontology annotation, cellular component: cell-cell junction; plasma membrane.